AUGAAUACUGUUGCUACUAAUAGAGGUGCAGACAUUUUUGUGGCAGUGCUACCUCAAUUACGUUACGACUCUAUUACUACCAUCGCAACCUUUACUAAUAAUCAAGUUGAUAUCCUAUUGCAAGAUUUAGGAGCCGAGCCACUUUUUGCUGCAGUUCAAGAACAAUCAACAAAUUCUUUCUCAAAUGUGUCAGUUCAACAUGCUCCUGUUAAACAAGAAGCAAUGGAAGCAAAAGAUAUCUUUGGUAAAAUUUAUAGAACUAAUCAACCAAGAGUACGUAAACAACAAGCAAAAGAAGAUGUUGCUCUUAUUGCUCUCAAAGAUCUUGUAAAAGAAAAUGCUCAUCCUGCUAUUGCUGAUUCUGUGGGUCAAGAUGUAAUGAACCAUUUUGAACCAUCUGAUAAAAAUUCUAUAGACGAAAAUUUCAUGCCAAAAUCUGAGAUUUGGUAUCGUAAACAAUUAACUGAACAUCCCGAAAAAAAGCCUCGUGUUAUCCUUUUGGAAUAUUGUCAGAUGAAACGUUUAUCAACUCCUGAGUAUCGUGGAAGAACUGAUGAGAGAGGUCGUUAUUUUUUUGAUUGUGUUAUUGGUGAUCGUAUUUUUAGUGCUGAAGGUGUAGGUUUUUUAAAGAUGGCUGAUGCUAAAGAUUGUAUUGCCGCAAAAUCUUUUUCUUUAUUAUAUCAAGAAUUUUGUGAACAAGAACAACAGGAAAAAAUAACUAAUGGUAUGAACUCAAAACACGCAUUAUCGAUAAAUAAUUCAAACAAUCAAAUCGUCCCGAACAAUUGCAUAGGAUUAAAUUUAUCUUCAGCCGCAAAUGAUAUUAGUACUGCAAAUCUAGUAUUACCUUCAUUGGAUGAUGAUGAGUUACAAUUUAAGAAUGACUCUCAUGAAUCAUCUAGAAUACAUUCAUUGACUGCAUCAUUGUUGCCAACCAAUUCUGAACAAUCUUUGAUGUCAUCAUUAUCAUCAACUAGUACUGAUCGACCUUUAAUUUCAACAAUGUCUUCAACUACUACGGAUCGAUCUUUGAUGUCACAAUUAUCAUCAAUCAGUACAGAUCGAUCCCUGAUCCCUGCAUUGCCAUCAACCAGUACUGAUCGAUCUUUGGCCUCAACACUGCCAUCAACCAGUACUGAUCGAUCAUUGGUUCCAACAAUGCCAUUAGUAAAUUCAGAGCGAUCUUUGGUUCCAACAAUGUCAUCAACCAGUAUAGAACGUUCUUUGGUUCCAACAAUGUCUUCAGCCAGUACAGAACGUUCUUUAGUUCCAACAAUGUCAUCAACCAAUGCAGAACGUUCUUUGGUUCCAACAAUGUCAUCAACCAGUACAGAACGUUCUUUGGUUCCAACAAUGUCAUCAACCAAUACAGAUAGAUCUUUUUCAGCAUUGUCGUCAUCAACCAGUACAGAUAGAUCUUUUUCAGCAUUGUCGUCAUCAACCAGUACAGAUAGAUCUUUUUCAGCAAUGGCAUCAACUAGUACAGAUAGAUCUUUGAUUCUACCAUCUUCAUCUCAAAUAUCUAAUAAUGGUUAUCAUCCAUAUCGUGCAUUAAACUCUCCAAUUCAACGAUUUCCUCAUCAUUAUCAAAGUUCUUCAUCACAAAAUAUUCCAUUAAGAAAUGAUACUCAAGCUAAACGAUUCACUAGUUUGAUAUAUGAGAAAGCUCAAGCAAGACGCUGGGAACGUCCAAUUUUUGAUUUUAUAAAUGCUGUUGGUGGAUUUUAUUGUAAAGUUACGAUUAAUAAUCUAACUUUUACUGGAAAAGUUUGUAGUAAAAAAGCGGAUGCAAAGGAAGAUGCCGCUGAGAUUGCUUACUGUCACCUUGUCAAGAAUGACAUGUAA
This is a messenger RNA of Cetraspora pellucida, 1845 nucleotides long. NCBI's taxonomy places the organism in Eukaryota, Fungi, Glomeromycota, Glomeromycetes, Diversisporales, Gigasporaceae. The record is from the annotation of a GenBank genome assembly.